This is a messenger RNA of Lasiosphaeria miniovina, 738 nucleotides long. RefSeq lists its product as uncharacterized. Bases 145 to 396 code for a protein of 83 amino acids. The record is from RefSeq and is a predicted model, not a curated record. Lineage: Eukaryota; Fungi; Ascomycota; Sordariomycetes; Sordariales; Lasiosphaeriaceae. The transcript has a single exon.
CAAACAGCGAACACAUCUGCUCACGCAAAGCCUCUCAGUUUCGAGUCGUCAAGACCAAAUACACACACAAGUGACACAGCACACUCACAACAACACUCACAACAAACAAACUCUUCAGAAGCACCGCAAGCGAGAACCACAACCAUGUGCACCACGUUCGCCGACUACUGGGAGUGCGGCCACUUCCGGCGCAACCGCCUCGUGCUCUGCUCGCGGCGCUUCUGCUACCUAGGCGACGAGCGCGGCAAGACGUACGUCGGCACCUGCGGCCGCUCCGCGUGCGAGGCCGCCAAGUACUACGACCACGAGGACGACUGUGAGGAUGACGACAACAGAAGGAAUGGCCGGUACUACUACUACUACGUGCGUCGCCGGCGGGCGAGGCGGUAUUCUUGAGGGAUGAGACUGGACGGGGACGGGGUUGGUGUUAGGGUUAACUGGACUGGAUCGGAUUAAGGAUUCACGAGUGUAUGAAUUGAUUGUGGUAGGAUUUUGUUUCUGUACCACUGAGGCUUGGGUCGGGAACUGGGUUUUCUUUUCGCAUUUCAGUCAUCUGGACAGAGGUGUGUACAUUGCUCGGCGUUCACGAAGGAUCUCAUGUUGGAUAUUGUUUGGGUUGAUACCUGUUAGGUAGAAUAAAUAGAUACGAUGGUGAUGGACACUGGGCGGAUAGUUCAGAAUGAUUCACCUUUUGGAUGGGCUUUACACCUUGUUUUUUACGGUCUUUGGCUUUUGCUU